This is a messenger RNA of Ostertagia ostertagi, 1194 nucleotides long. NCBI's taxonomy places the organism in Eukaryota, Metazoa, Nematoda, Chromadorea, Rhabditida, Trichostrongylidae. The record is from the annotation of a GenBank genome assembly.
AUGGGACUUAUCGUAGACCCGAAAAGGUAUGUCGAACACUGGCGUCAACGUUUUGCCAAGGAAAGUGUUGAUAUGAUAUUUCCACGCGUAGAGCCAAAAGAGGGGGAUAAAUACUUUGGGGAAACCGACUAUUACUUCAACAUGUCCGAAACUCUGCCGGAAGAUUAUUCUGUUCGUCAACGUUUGGCUAUGCGUCGUCUCGAGGAAGCACUUUCCUGCCAACAGCGAGAGAGGGAAGACACCAAUUUCCAGCAGCAGUGCAUUUUUUGUCGCUAUACAGCUCGUGGCAAUAGGUCAAAGAUCAUCCAUCAUCUUUACAUGAUCCAUCAUCUAAAUCUUGGCUCGCCGGAUAACCUCGUUUUCGUCACCGAGUACAUUGAACACCUCAAGGAGAAGCUACAGAGAAAUGAAUGUAUCUAUUGUGAAAAGACCUUCGGCGACCGCAAUAUUCUUAUGGAUCAUAUGCGAAAGAGAAAUCACAGAGAGGUCAAUCCGAAAAACCAUUACUAUGACAAGUUUUACAUCAUCAACUAUCUGGAACUUGGAAAACGUUGGCUGGAUGUACUUGCUGAAGACUUUGAAGAUACUAUGCCAACAUUCCUUGAUUCGGAUGAGGAGGAAGAAGAUAACUCAUGGUGUGAAUGGCACGAAGACAACGUGGACGCAGAUGAAACCAGAGUUGUUUGUCUUUUAUGUCAUGAGAGUGAUGACACUGCUGAGGGUCUUCUGGCUCAUAUGAAGGAGAAGCAUGAGUGCGAUCUAGUAAAGCUGAUUGAUGAAAACAGACUUGAUGUUUAUCAGCGCAUGAAACUCAUCAACUACAUAAGAAAACAGAAUUUCAAUGCCGUUUGUUUUGUUUGUCAACGCAGUGACCUUGGAAACACUCAAGAGCUUGCCAAGCAUUUGCAGGAGAACGAAAAGCCAAUUAAGAACCUUCCGGACAAAUCACUUUGGGACACCGAUGAGUUCCUGGUGCCAAUCUUUGGCAACGAUAAUUUCCUCUGGAGGCUUGAAUCCUUGCUAGAAAGUCGCGAUGGAGCAAGCGAUUCCGAGGAACGAUCCCGCCGAGAAAGCGAGAAGGUCUUUGCUGCAUUUGUGGCUGAGAGUCGAAAGAACACAGUUGAGGGGGUCAUCGCUGAGGACUUACCAGACCUGCACGAACUUAACGAAAACGACCUUGACGAGUUGAUGUAA